Molecule: messenger RNA, 7293 nt
Organism: Candidula unifasciata
Lineage: Eukaryota; Metazoa; Mollusca; Gastropoda; Stylommatophora; Geomitridae
Source: the annotation of a GenBank genome assembly
GUUGAAGUUUCUAAAUUUGAUGCUCUUGAAGAGACUCAUGCAGAACUGAAGCUGAAGGACAUGCUGUGGAAUGCCAUCGAUGAGUGGGAAUCCUUUAUGAAUGAAUGGAUGACGGCUCCCUUUGAGACACUAGACCCAGAACAAAUGAGCAAUACAACCCUGAAGUACGCCAAGAAUGUCUUGCAGCUCGAGAAGGGGCUGCCACCAAACGGAGUUGUUCCAAUUCUUAAGGAAAAGGUUGAGUUCAUCAGAGAAAAGAUGCAGACCAUCACAGAUUUGCGAAACCCCUGCCUCAAGCCCCGACACUGGGAAAUGAUUGAGGCAACUAUUGAACACCACUUCACAGAGGAAGACCCCAUGACCCUGGGUAAGCUGGUGGAGAUUCAGGCUUUCAAACAUGCAGAGAGGCUACAGGAGAUCUCUGGUCAAGCUUCUAGUGAGGCGUCUCUGGAAUCCAUCUUAAAGAAGGUCACCGACUCCUGGAAGUCUACAGAGUUCAUUGUCAUCAACCACAAAGAUUCCAAAGAUGUCUACGUCCUGGGCAACACAGAUGAUAUCCAGCAGUUGCUAGAUGACAGCAACAUCAACAUUGCCACCAUAGCUUCCUCUCGCCAUGUCGGCCCCAUCAAGCAUCAGGUGGAUGAGUGGCAGCGAGAUCUGGAUCUCUUUGGCAGAACCCUGGAUGAGUGGUUGAACUGCCAGAGGUCAUGGAUGUACUUAGAGUCCAUUUUCUCAGCCCCAGACAUCCAGAGACAACUACCUUCAGAGGCCAAGAUGUUCAUGCAGGUGGAUAAGUCCUAUAAAGACAUCAUGAGGAAGGUCAACAAGAUUCCACUUGCUGUCCGAGCUGCCACACAGCCAGGUCUUCUAGAAACCUUUCAGAACAACAAUGGUUUGCUGGAUCAGAUUAUGAAAUGUCUUGAGGCAUAUCUAGAAUCUAAAAGAGUCAUUUUUCCUAGAUUCUACUUUCUAUCUAACGAUGAGUUGCUGGAGAUCCUGGCCCAGACCAGGAACCCGCUAGCUGUGCAGCCACAUCUGAGAAAAUGUUUUGAUGCCAUCUCUAAGCUUGAGUUUGGUGUUCAGCAUUUCGCAGAAGGCAAGGUGACCCCUGAGUCAGCAGACAAACAGGGGGGAGUUCAAUAUACAAAUGAUAUCCUGGCAAUGCUAUCACCUGAAGGGGAAAAAGUAUCACUCGGAAAGGGCCUUAAAGCACGAGGUAAUGUGGAAGAUUGGCUAGGCAAAGUUGAGGAAGCCAUGUUCAGUAAUUUGAGGCGUUUAUGCAAAGCAGCCAUUGUGGACUAUGAAAGGAAACCAAGAGAGCAGUGGGUUGUUUCACACUGUUCCCAGGUUGUGUUAACCAUAUCGCAGCUGCAGUGGUGUCGUGAUGUCAGUGAAAUAUUAGAAGGGGAUUUUGACAGGCUGGAUGCAUUGAAGGAAUUUGAGCAGAAGAGUUUUUCUGACCUGGUAACGCUGGCAUCCAUUGUACGAGGUGAACUCCCAAAGCUGACUCGAGCUGUAUUGUGUGCUCUGAUCACUAUUGAUGUACACGCUAGAGAUAUGAUAACUGACAUGGUGAAGAAAGAGGUUGACCUGGUGACCAGCUUUGAAUGGCAGAAACAGCUCCGCUACUACUGGGAUCCAGAACUGGACAACUGUGUGGUCAGGAUGUCCAACUCCUUUUACGUCUAUGGUUAUGAGUAUCUGGGAGCAUCUCCUAGGCUUGUCAUCACUCCUUUGACAGAUCGUUGCUAUUUGUGUUUGAUGGGGGCGCUUCAGCUCGACCUUGGUGGUGCUCCUGCAGGACCAGCAGGCACUGGCAAAACUGAGACUACAAAAGAUCUGGCCAAAUCCUUGGCCAAACAGUGUGUGGUGUUCAACUGUUCUGAUGGUCUUGAUUACAAGAUGAUGGGUGGCUUCUUCUCAGGCCUGGCCCAGUCAGGAGCCUGGUGCUGUUUUGAUGAGUUCAACAGGAUCAGGUUCAUGUUUGAAGGUCGAGAGAUCAAACUGGUAUACACUUGUGCAGCCUUCAUCACAAUGAAUCCUGGCUAUGCUGGACGUACUGAGUUGCCAGAUAAUCUAAAAGCUCUGUUUCGGCCUAUUUCCAUGAUGGUGCCCGACUACACUUUGAUUGCUGAGGUCAUUCUGUACUCAGAGGGGUUUGAAUCUUCCAAGGGACUUGCUCAGAAGAUGACACAGAUGUACAAGCUCUGUUCUGAACAGCUGUCCCAGCAGGACCAUUAUGAUUUUGGCAUGCGAGCAGUCAAGAGUGUGCUGGUGAUGGCCGGCUCCUUAAAGAGACAAAAUCCUGAUAAGGCUGAAGAUGUGGUUUUGAUCAGAGCACUAAGGGACAGUAAUUUGCCAAAGUUCUUGACCCAAGAUGCUCUACUGUUCCAGGCCAUUCUGUCAGACUUGUUUCCUGGAGUUCACAUCCCAGAGCAUGACUAUGGUCAGCUAAAAGAAGAAAUGAUCAAUGUCCAGAUUGCCAAAGGCCUUCAAGUUGUGGAGAACCAAAUUGUGAAAGUGAUUCAGUUUUACGAGACCAUGAUUGUCCGCCAUGGUGUCAUGUUGGUUGGACCGACAGGCGGAGGGAAAACCACAAUAUACCAGCUUUUAGCUCAAACUCUUGAGAACCUACAUGCAAAGAAAGCUGGCAAUGAAUUUUACCAACCAGUACACACUUAUGUGCUGAACCCCAAAGCCAUAACCAUGGAAGAGCUCUACGGGGGAGUUGACAAACAGACAAUGGAGUGGAAAGAUGGCCUGAUGGGACUUACAGUCAGACAUGCUGUUCAGGACACCACAGAGGACCACCAGUGGAUUGUCUGUGAUGGCCCAGUGGAUGCUCUGUGGAUAGAGAACAUGAACACUGUCCUGGAUGACAACAAAAUGCUGUGUUUGGCAAACAGUGAGAGGAUCAAGUUCACCCCUUACAUUCACAUGUUAUUUGAGGUACAGGAUUUGGCAGUGGCCUCCCCUGCUACUGUUAGCAGAUGUGGCAUGGUGUACAUUGAUGCAGAAGAGCUGAAAUGGAUGCCAUAUGUAAAAACUUGGAUCAAGAAUUAUGAGAAUCGUCUGGCACCAGAGACCAUGGAGCUCUUACUUCUGCUGUUUGAAAAGUGUGUGGAGAAUGGCUUACAGUUCGUGAACAAGAAAUGUGAACAGGCUAUCAAUCAGGUGGAGAUCAGCAAGGUUGUAACAUUGUGUCAUCUGUUGGAGGCACUGAUUUUUCCAGCAAGAGGUGGGCUGGACAUGACCUUGGACAAGGGGAGACUCCACACGUUGAUCAUACAGACAUUUGUGUUCUCUUACCUAUGGGCAGUUGGCGGGAACCUGACAGAGAACUACUGGGAUCCUUUUGAUACCUUUGUUUACAGUCAGUUUGAUGACAUGCCUGAAGCUAAGCUGCCAAUCACUGGUGAUUUGUGGAGCUAUUUUGUAGACUAUGAAGCUCGGCGGAUGGAUACCUGGGAGAAAAUAGUCCCUAGUUUCAAGUACAGUCCUGAGGAAUCAUUCUUUGAGAUGCUGGUUCCCACAGUCGACACUGUUCGGUUUGGCUACAUCCUUGAAAAACUGCUAAGCGUCGGACGGCCAGUCCUCUAUACUGGUGGGACUGGUGUUGGAAAAUCUGUCAUCGCUAGAGGCCUGCUCGAGAGUAUUGCAGAGAGACAGAGUUAUGUCCCUGUGUUCAUCAAUUUCUCGGCACAAACCAGCAGCAGUAGAACACAAGAAAUGAUCGAGUCAAAGUUGGAGAAGAGGAAGAAAAAUGUUCUAGGUGCUCCGAAAGGAAAGAGGAUCAUCAUCUUCAUUGAUGACAUAAACAUGCCAAAACUGGACACAUAUGGCUCCCAACCGCCAAUAGAGCUGCUGAGACAGUACCAGGACUUCGGGGGACUUUAUGACAGAGAGACACUUCAGUGGAAGGAGAUUCAGGAUGUUACUCUAUCAGCUGCAUGUGCACCCCCUGGUGGAGGAAGAAAUCCGGUAUCCCCUCGGAUGUUCCGACAUUUCAGUAUGUUGUGUAUUCCUUCGCCAAGUGAACACAUCCUGAAACACAUGUUCAUGUCUAUCCUGAAUGGCUUCCUCGCGGACUUCCCUCAAGCUGUGAGACAGUGUACUGAAGCAAUAGUUGGAGCAGCGGUGGAGCUUUAUUUUAGGAUGAGUUCAGAUCUGCUCCCAACACCUGCAAAGUCCCACUACAUCUUCAAUCUCAGAGAUUUAUCCAAGUGUGUGCAAGGAAUGUUGCAGGCAGAUCCAGGUGUCAUUAGAGAUAGAUUGCAGAUAUUCCGAUUAUUUGUCCAUGAGACUCAACGCGUGUUCCAUGACCGCCUUAUCAGCCAUGAGGACAAGAUGUUCUUUCAUCAUAUCAUGUCUGAGAUGGCCAGUAAACACUUUGGAGAGUCUGUCGACCCAGAAUCCUUUGUCAGCCACCCAAUCAUUUUUGGAGACUUCAUGAAAAUGGGUACUCCCUCCACUGACAGGAUGUACGAGGAUCUCACAGAUAUUGCCAAAGUGAAAAGUGUCCUCAAUGAUUACCUGGAUGAUUACAACAUGCAGUCUUCCAAAGAAAUGAAGCUGGUGUUUUUCAUGGAUGCAAUAGAGCAUGUGUCUCGGAUCGUCCGCAUGAUUCAACAGGAGAGGGGUAAUGCUUUGCUGGUGGGGGUUGGUGGAACUGGCAAACAGUCAUUGACCAGAUUGGCUGCUCAUGUGUGUGGAUACCAGUGCUUCCAGAUUGAACUCUCCCGUGGGUAUGAUUAUACUGCCUUCCAUGAAGACAUCAAGAAACUGUACACUCUCGCUGGAGUUCAGAACAAACACACUGUCUUCCUUUUUACUGAUACACAGAUUGUUGUCGAAGAGUUUCUAGAAGACAUCAACAACAUCCUCAACUCUGGUGAGGUCCCAAAUUUGUUUGAGCCAGAAGAAUAUGAGAAACUGAUUAUUGGUUGUCGGCCAGGAGCCAAAGAAGCUGGUAUCCCAGAGGGCAACAGAGAUGCCAUUUAUGACUUCUGUAUCAGCAGGGUCAGAAACAACCUUCACAUUGUGUUGUGCAUGUCACCUGUGGGGUCAGCAUUCAGAAGCCGGUGCAGAAUGUUCCCAUCGCUUGUAAAUUGCUGCACCAUCGAUUGGUUCGUGGAGUGGCCCAAAGAAGCUCUUCUUGGGGUUUCCAAAUCCUCUUUUGAGAAUGUAGAUCUGGGAGCACAGAACCAUCUGAAGCAAAGCGUGUCUGAGAUGUGUGUAGACAUACAUAUGAGUGUGUCCAGCAUGGCUGACCGCUUCUAUCUAGAGCUGAAACGCCAUUUCUACACGACGCCGACCAGCUACCUGGAGCUUAUUAAUCUCUAUUUAACCAUGCUGCAGGAAAGGACAAGAUCCCUGAAGAACGCCCGUGACAGAGUCAAGAAUGGACUCACCAAACUCCUGGAAACAAACACUCUUGUUGACUCCAUGAAAAAAGAGCUGAUAGCUUUGGAGCCAGAACUGAAGAAGAAGUCGGCAGAUACUGAAAAAUUGAUGAAAGAUCUCAUAGUUGACCAGGAAAAAGCUGAUCAGGUACGUAAAGUGGUGAUGGAGGAUGAGGCUGUAGCAAAGGUCAAGGCUGAGGAAACACAAGCCAUUGCUGAUGAUGCCGAGAGAGACCUGGCAGAAGCACUUCCUGCCCUGGAGGCUGCAAUCAAGGCUUUGGAUGCCUUAGACAAAAAGGACAUUGCUGAAAUCAGAGUGUUUACCAAACCUCCUGAGCUGGUGCAAACUGUCAUGGAAGCCGUGGCAAUUCUCCUGAAUCAGAAAACUGACUGGGCCAGUGCCAAGAUCAUGCUGGGAGAUGCAAACUUCCUUAAGAAGUUAGCAGACUAUGACAAGGAUCACAUCCCAGAAUCAACACUGAGAUCGCUGAAGAAGUAUAUAGACAACCCUAAAUUUGUACCUGAUGCAGUGGAAAAAGUUUCUAAAGCUUGUAAAUCCAUGGUAAUGUGGGUCAGGGCUAUGGAUCUGUAUGCUAAAGUUUUCCGCACUGUUGAGCCAAAGCGAGUUGCGUUGGCCAAAGCUCAGCAGGAGCUAGACACAGUUAUGUCCCUGCUGAAGGAGAAACAGAGCAAGCUGGCAGCCGUAGAGGCGAAGAUUGCUCAGCUGCAAAAGUCGUAUGAUGAUAGCGUGGCUGAGAAGAUGAAGCUGGAAAGGAAUAUCGCAACAACAGCUGGUCGCUUGAAGAGAUCCUCAAAACUCACCACAGCCUUGGCUGAUGAACAGAUCCGCUGGAAGGAAAGCGUGGUCCAGUUUGAGGUUCAGAUCAACAAUGUGGUUGGUGAUGUGUUUAUCUCAGCUGCCUGUGUUGCCUACUAUGGUGCUUUUACUGCUAGCUACAGACAGGAGCUUGUACAAGGUUGGACUGAACAAUGUUUGCAGUUGGAGAUUCCAGUGACUGAAGGUAUGACCUUAGAAACAGUACUGGCAGAUCCCUUUGAAAUACGUCAGUGGAAUGCCGAUGGUUUGCCUCGUGAUCAGGUUUCUGUUGAGAAUGCCAUAUUGGUCACCAGGGGGCGACGCUGGCCACUGAUGAUUGAUCCUCAAGAGCAGGCCAAUCGAUGGAUCCGAAACAAGGAGUCCAAGAAUGGGUUGAAGGUCAUUAAACUGACAGACGGACAGUUCCUGAGAACUCUGGAGAACUGUAUUCGAACUGGUAUGCCUGUUCUGUUGGAGGAUGUUGAAGAAACCUUAGAUCCAGCUCUUGAGCCUGUCCUCCUGAAGCAAACCUUUAUGUCUGGUGGCCGCUUGCUUAUCCGUCUGGGAGACACAGACCUUGACUAUGACAGAAAUUUCCGUUUCUAUAUGACCUCCAAACUGUCAAACCCACACUAUUUGCCUGAAGUUUGCAUCAAGGUCACUAUCAUCAACUUUACCGUCACCAAGAAGGGACUAGAGAAUCAGCUUCUCAGUGAUGUUGUGCGUCUAGAACGACCUGACCUGGAAGAGCAGCGUAAUCAGCUGAUUGUCAGAAUCAAUGCAGACAAGAACCAGCUGAAGGCAAUAGAGGACAGGAUCUUGAAACUUUUGUUUGAAUCUGAAGGAAACAUACUGGAUAAUGUGGAGCUCAUAGAGGUCCUGAAUGAGUCCAAGGUGACAUCAGGAGUUAUCAAACAGCGUUUAACUGAAGCUGAAGCUACUGAAGAGAAGAUCAGUCGAGCUCGGGAAAAGUACAGAGUUGUUGCUGAGAGAGGUUCUGUCAUGUAUUUUGUGGUCGCUGAUAUGGGAGAGGUGGAUCCCAUGUACCAAUUUUCUCUCAAGUAUUUCAAACAG